AUGUCCACGAAUGGUCCGUCGGUGGCCAUGAGAGGAAAUAAGAAAACUAUGCAGGGAUCAAGAAUGUUAACUUUGGAAAAAGGAUUAAACUAUGUGGUGGUGCAAUGUGGAGAAAUCGUAUUCAUAGGUACAUACUUCUCACCAAAUAAACCAUUGCACGAGUUCGAUGAAUAUACAAUCACGCUGAGUAGGAUAAUCAGGAAGUAUAGGGCCAAACCAGUGAUAGUAUGUGGAGAUCUGAACUCGAGACAUGCAAUGUGGGACUCGGGAAGGGGAAACCCAAGGGGGGAGAGACUCGCAGACUGGGCCGCGGUGGAAGACUUGUGUUUGUUAAACGAAGGGAGGGAAGUGACAAAUGUGAAUGUGAGAGGCUCCUCCUCGGUGGAUAUGACGUGGGCCACCCUCUCAGCCAGGAACAAGGUAACGAAGUAA
Cyphomyrmex costatus is the source of this 432-nucleotide messenger RNA. RefSeq lists its product as uncharacterized. Gene Ontology annotation, molecular function: catalytic activity. The transcript has a single exon. The coding region runs from base 1 to 432 and encodes 143 amino acids. The record is from RefSeq and is a predicted model, not a curated record. NCBI's taxonomy places the organism in Eukaryota, Metazoa, Arthropoda, Insecta, Hymenoptera, Formicidae.